UGUCUGCUAAUUAUACACUUUUUCUUUACAAGCAUUUUUUUUUAAUUUUAUUUUGAUUUGUCUACAGAUUUUUUUGUUUCUUAUUAAAAUGAUCAAAUUAGUUUUGUGUUUCAUGUUUUGCUAUUUGACAACAGCAGAGCCUAUAGUAUAUAAAGACUGCCCUGGAGAUAACCUUGGACAUGCUACAGCUGUUACCCUGAGUCCGUGUCCCCAACAGCCUUGUACAUUUAAACAUGGGGAUAAAGUCACUGUUACUAUAACUUUCAAUGCUGCCAAUGAUACAAGCAUUCUUCACUCCAAAGUAUUUGGUAUUGUCGCUGAUAUCCCAGUACCCUUCCCUCUGCCCAACCAAGAUGGAUGUCGAGACAGUGGAAUUAACUGUCCUAUUACCAAAGGUCAAACAUACACGUACACAUCGUCAUUUGACGUUCUCCCAACUUAUCCUCAGAUUACUCUUGUAGUCAUGUGGAAACUUGAAGGCGCCACUGGAAACUUUGUGUGUUUCACAUUCCCAAUGUCUAUUUCUGACUCCGGAGCAGUAGUAGGUUAACAAGAUCUGAUGUCAAGAGAUGUUAUUGAUUGAAUUAUUUCCCUAAAAGAACUGACGAAAAAAAUAAAUGUAUACAAGUAUUAA
Molecule: messenger RNA, 634 nt
Organism: Biomphalaria glabrata
Lineage: Eukaryota; Metazoa; Mollusca; Gastropoda; Planorbidae
Product: NPC intracellular cholesterol transporter 2-like
Exons: 4
Coding region: 89-550 (153 amino acids)
Biological process (GO): intracellular cholesterol transport
Molecular function (GO): sterol binding
Source: RefSeq, a predicted model, not a curated record